This is a messenger RNA of Helicoverpa zea (corn earworm), 1048 nucleotides long. RefSeq lists its product as uncharacterized. The coding region runs from base 186 to 872 and encodes 228 amino acids. The record is from RefSeq and is a predicted model, not a curated record. The transcript has a single exon. Lineage: Eukaryota; Metazoa; Arthropoda; Insecta; Lepidoptera; Noctuidae.
CUGAGCCUUAAAAAUUUGUAUUUAAUAGUAUUUUAAACAGUUUUUUGACAAAUUAUUGCAUAUUUGUUUGCUAAUACUUACAGUAUUAAAUGUAAUAAUUGAGCACAUAUUUAUACACCACCCGCCACAUCACCAAAUCUCACUAACUUAAUUUAACACAAAGCACAUUGUUCGAGCAUACAAGAAUGUCACAGCUUUCGGAGAUCCUAUCAAUCCAAAAGAGUCUUGAGGAGAACUUCACCAGGAAGAUGGAUGAACUUGGUGCACAAAUUCAAGCUGCAGGACCCGCUAAAGACACUGUGGCUAAGAUUGCUGAGGAGUUCCGGGCAUUUAGAGAGCUCAUCUACAGCGUCCUUGGAUUGCUCAGGAAACAAAUUGCGGAGUGUCUUCUGCAUAUUGAUGGCCUGGAGAUGAGGCAUCGGAAGAAGGCCCUAAUUUUCCAAGGAGUUCCUGAAGCUAACACUGAGGACUGCACUGCCAUAAUACUGAGCAUAGUCAAUGGCAAAUUGGCUCUCAAAGACAUCGCAGUUACUAAUAUAAAAGUGGCACAUCGGCUUGGCAGCCCCAGUAAAGAUCACCCAAGGCCAAUUCUUGUGAGGUUCUCCGGUCUGGAUGUUAAGUCAGCUAUUUGGAGGGCGAAGACCGGCUUGAAGGGGACAAAGAUCUCAGUGAAGGAGUUCUUGACGAAGAAUAGGCAGUCCGUCUUCGCCAAGGCCAGGCAGCACUUUGGAAUGCGGUCAUGUUGGUCGCAGGACGGUGUAAUUGUCAUCAGAACUUCAGAUGGGACUCGUCAUAAGAUUUCUGCAAUGGACGAACUGAAGCCGCUUUUGGAGAAGUACCCGGUGAAGUCUGAUGCAUCCUCAAUGGGUUGAUCUGAAACAAACUAUACAUUAGGUAUGUGACGACUGGCAUUUCAAUAGCGGAACUUGAUUUUAAUAUGUCACUAUUAAAUUAUACUCACUUUUUCCUCUAAUUUCCUUAUAGUGUAUAUUUACAUCUUUACUUUUGGUCAUUUUGUUAUUUUACUUUGUGUAAUGUUACUUCAUGU